This is a messenger RNA of Salmo salar (Atlantic salmon), 5685 nucleotides long. NCBI's taxonomy places the organism in Eukaryota, Metazoa, Chordata, Actinopteri, Salmoniformes, Salmonidae. The record is from RefSeq and is a predicted model, not a curated record.
GACAUCACCAAACGGAACUUGCUGAAUCCAAACAAUGGCCGACUGGAGCUAGCUAACGUUACCUUUAAAAAAACACGAACACUAGUUUCAACUGUAGAUAAACAGGUAUGCAUUAUUUUUAAGACAAUAUCAGUGUUAUGAGCAAAGGAUUUACUAGGUGUACUUUACGAGCAAGAAGCUAGCUGUUUGCGGCCUGCUUUGAGCGUCGCCAUGAGUGAUGUUGUCGAGAAGACUCUGUCUGCUCUCCCGAGCCUCCUUUCGCUAGACUCGCAGGCAGGAGCUGGGAAACUUUCCCCCUCCUCCAAAUUAGGGAAUCUGAUCAAAGGAAUCACUGAACUGACAUCCAAACAUGAGGAGGAAAAACUUAUUAAAAAGGAGCUGGCGUCUAUCAAGGAGCAGGUAGCAUCUCCCAACACCACCAUGCGUCAGAUGAAGGAAAUAAUGGUGAGAGCCAUCUACUGUGAGAUGCUGGGUUACCAGGCGUCCUUCAGUUACAUUCACGCCAUCAAGCUGGCCCAGCAGGGCAGUGUCCUGGAGAAGAGAGUGGGUUACCUUGCUGUAUCCUUGUUCCUUAAUGAAACUGAUGAGUUUCUGCUACUCCUGGUGAACACAGUCUUAAAGGAUUUGCAGAGUACCAACCUGAUCGAGGUGUGCAUGGCUCUAACUGUCGUCAGUCAGAUGUUUCCCAAAGAUAUGAUACCUGCCAUCCUGCCAGUGGUGGAGGAGAAACUCACACAUCCAAAGGAGAUCAUCCGGAGGAAAGCAGUCCUGGCUCUGUACAAGUUCUACCUGAUCGCACCUAACCAGGUGCAACACAUCCACAGCAAGUUUAGGAAGGCCCUGUGUGACAAAGACCCUGGAGUCAUGACAGCCUCUCUACACAUCUACCUACAGCUCAUCAAGGAGAACCCAGAGAGUUACAAGGAUUUGACCGGGAGCAUGGUAACCAUCCUGAGGCAGGUGGUAGGAGGUAAACUCCCCCUGGACUUCAACUACCACAGUGUUCCUGCUCCCUGGCUUCAAAUACAGCUGCUCAGAAUACUGGCCUACCUGGGGAAGGAAGACCAGGGCACUAGUGAGGUGAUGUAUGAUGUACUGGAGGAGUCGUUAAGAAGAGCAGAGAUGAAUCACAACAUUACUUACGCCAUUUUAUUUGAGUGUGUGAAGACCAUCUAUACAGUUCAUCCAAAGUCACAACUGUUGGAGAAAGCAGCGGAAUGCAUCGGGAACUUUGUCCUAUCGCCUAAGAUCAACCUCAAAUAUCUGGGUCUGAAGGCUCUGACGUACGUGGUGCAGCAGGAUGCUAACCUGGCCCUGCCUCACCAGAUGACCAUCAUAGAGUGUCUGGACCACUCUGAUGUCAUCAUUAAGCGCGAGACACUGGAGUUACUCUUCCGCAUCACCAAUGCCCAGAACGUUACAGUGAUCGUCGAGAAGAUGCUUGAGUUCCUCAGGCUGACCUGUGACGACUACAGCACUAUAGAUCUCGUUGGGAAAGUAGCAGAACUAGCUGAAAAGUAUGCCCCAGACAAUGUCUGGUUCAUCCAGACUAUGAACUCUGUGUUCUCUCUGGGGGGAGACGUGAUGCAGCCUGACAUCCCUAACAACUUCCUUAGACUACUGGCUGAAGGUGUUGAUAAUGUGGAGGACAGGCAGCUGAGGCUAUUUGCUGUGGACUCCUACAUGUCCUUACUCCAGGGGGAGACGGCCAAGCUGCCCCAACGCUUCCUACAGGUCAUCAGCUGGGUGCUGGGUGAGUAUUCCUACCUGAGAGAGGAGGACUCAGACCCAGGCAGCGUGAUGAGACUGCUGGCCAGACUACUGGACCAGAGACACACCUCCACUGAGACCAGGAGCUGGGUACUGGGGGCCAUGACCAAGCUGUGCUCCAGCCCAGUGUCUGUGGCCCUGGCCAGGGAUGUGUGUGAGAGGUACUCUGGGUCUCUGAAUACGGUGCUCCGGCAAAGGGCCCAGGAACUGAUGAUCCUUAGCCAGGAUACAAAGCUCCGAGCCAGGGUACUGCCAGCCGAGGGCAGGCAAGAAAGCCUGGAGGUAGACUCGUCCCUGUCCUUCCUGGAUGGCUAUGUGUCUGAGGCGUUGGCUGCUGGGGCAGCUCCUUACAAAUCUCCUCAUCAGAGGCAGGAGGACCUGGUCCAAGAGAAAGCUCUGAGCCUGGAGCCCUAUGGUCUGUCCCUGCCUGUCAGUCUGUCAUCCUGCAGCAUCACAGACAGACUGACAGAGAGACGGUCUCCUACUCUGCUCUCUAUGAGCUCAGGCCUGUCUGGAAUUAGCACUGAGCUAUCUCACCAAGAAGGAAGACCCAGGUUAGUAUCCCGAUGUUAUUUCAGCUCUCCCACUCUGAAGUUGGACGGGGUGAAGAGGGUGUGGGGGAAGGACGGGUACCUGGCCCAGCAGCAGAGUGCAGGAGAGACCCCAACCCCCCUAGUGGAGCUGCCCAGUCCCCUGCUGUCCCCUCAGAGCCCACCCUCCCAGACACAGAAACCCUCCUCUGGACCUGAGCCUGACCAGGAGAAACGGCAGCUGGCCUCGUCGCUCUUUGUUGGCCUGGGGUCCCACAACUCAGUGUGUCUGAUGGGCCAAGCCGAGCCAGUGCCCCGACACUUCAGAAGGAAACCCAGAGGGGAGUCAUCAUCAGGCGCCAGCGAAGGCUCCUCUGACUCCUCCCACUCGUCUCGCAGCGCUGCCGUUGACAACCUUCUGCUUAGCAACCUACUGGAGUCGACCACUGUGGCCUCAGAGGGGGGUGCUGCUACCACCACCACACCUCAACAGACCUCCCAGAGAACACUGGACCAUACCACUAGCAACGGUAGCCCCCAUGUAGAGGGGACGGAGCAGAGAGUAGAGGCAGGAGGACCUCUCUCUCUGAUCAGGGGAAAUGGCAUGGUGGCUGUUGUACCGCCCACAUACACACAGACAGACCCACAAACACAACAAGAUCUACACCAAGCUCCAGCCCUAGAGAGACCCAGGGACCUCCCUCUCACCUCCCACCUGCCAGCAGAGCUCUCUGGGCUGGCCCGCUCUGAGUUCACCCCCCUGUGCUCGGACCAGGACUCCAGCCUGGCUCUGUCAGCCUGUAGAGUGUAUAAAGAGGAUGCCUUAGUGUUGCUGAUUUUCAUUUCCAACAACACUGACUCAGCACUCCACCAGAUGGCACUGCAGCUCACCUGCAAAGAACUGGAGAUCUCCUGUAUCUCAGGUAGUCCGUUAAAGGAGGUUAAGGGUCACAGUGUGACGGUUUGUCUGCACACUGUUGUCAUGAAGAGAGCCUCAGUCCAGGUGGAGCUGGCUGGGUUACUGUCCUACCAGAGACCCCUGGGCCAGCCCCAGGCAGCACAGUUCUCACUGAGCCUCUCUCUGAAACACUUCCUCAGGCCGUUGACUGUGUCCACAGGGGAUUAUGGGAAAAUGUGGUUGUCUUUCUCUCAUGACUUGAAGCAGAACCUUCGACUGGUAACAACAGAACACCAAGAACCUCUGACGGCCACACUGGACGCGCUGAAGGGCAAACUACACCUCCACAUUGUCGACAUCAUAGGGUCGGAGGGCAUCGUGGCGUGCCGGCUGCUCCAGGGUCCAGGUCAGGGUCAGCCAUGUCUGCUUCACUGUCGUGUCCACGCUGACUCUCUGGCCGUGUGGCUGCGCUCCCCUGUCCCUGAUCUGCCAGACUCCCUCCUCUACCACUGUCAGAAAGCCCUGACGGAGACCUGAGCCGGGCCGUGUCUCAUUCCAGGAAGUUGUUCUGCUUCCUUCUGCUUUCGUUCACCUCACUGAUCAUUUUUUUUAAAGUUAUAUGGCAGCGACUAAGGAUGCGUUUAGACAGGCAGCCCAAUUCUGAUACAUUUUUUUCACUAAUUGGUCUAAUCCAAUCAGCUCUGAAGAUCUGAUGUGAUUGGUCAAAAGACCAAUUCGUGGAUAGAAAAAAAACAAGAGAAUUGGCCUGCCUGUCUAUUUGGUUUCCACCUGCCCAGUUGUUUGUCUCAUCGGUGAAGGAGAGUCAACAAGGACGAAGGGGAGGAAACCACUUUAUGGAAUGAAGUGCAGCCCUGCGCUCACAGGCCCCAAGCACCACCACUGAGGGGCCAACUGAAGUACAUAGAAUCUCCUCAUUGAAGCGAUCACACAGAGACAUAGAGUGGGAAGCAGCUGGCGUUAUGUGUCCUUGUCUUUGCAGUUCAGUGUUUGCUAUAUAUUUUUCUCAACAGUGAUUUCAUGUUUUCUUUUUUUAUGCUCAUGUAUUUAUUGCGUUUUUAACGGGAACAACUAAUUGUUCUUAUCGCUUCACAUAGCUGUUGGUGAAAACGUGAGCUGUGAGCCUCAGAAGGAACUAGUGGAAAGCGUGCUCUGUAUUAGACACCCUCUGGAAAUAAACAAACACUUAUUAAAUGAGGAGUUCAGUUGUCUCUCAGUUCUACAAGCUUUGACUUGACUUAAUAAUCCAAUCAGCCCAGGAAGUCUAGAAGUCAUGGGAUUCUUGGCCAUGUUUCCCAUUUGAUCUUUUACCUGAUUAUUGGUCUUAUUGGUCUCCUUGACUGUUUCCCUCUCUCCUCCUCUCUCUUCUUCCUCCUCUCUCCCUCUCUUCCUCCUCUCCCUAUUCCUCCUCUCUCCCUCUCUCUUGUAGCUUCCUCCUCUCUCCCUCUCUCUUGUAGCUAUCCUCCUCUCUCCCUCUCUCUUGUAGCUGCUGUCGAAUGGCUCACAAAAGCUUCAGUAGUUAAGUUAAUUACAUGAUCAAUAUUCAGAAAGGUAUUAUCAAGGCAGAAAUGUUUCAGUUUAACAGUACAUGUUAUACUGAACUGUCAUUGUCAUGCAUGUUACGUUCUCCAGACGCUGCAUCUAAUAAUGAUCUACUAACAGUAUGCAUUUGAUUGAUUUCCAAUUCACAGGCAAGAGCUGAAACCCAGGAGUCAUUGGUGAUUAUUUUUUUUAUAACAAUGCAGCAUUUCAAACAUAUUUAUUGGAUAUUCUUAUAGAAUAUAUUUGGUUAUCUUGUAAAAUACAAGAUAAAAGAGCUUUAAGUAAAAAAAAUGUUUUGCUUCAUGUGUUCCCCUCAGAUAUCAGUUAGUCUACCAUUAAUCUAUUCCACUACACACGUCCUCCUCAUGCUUGCUGUGCGCCAUAGCCAGGGGACGAAGUUCAUCUGUUACUUUUCAAUGAUAUUCAAUGUGUGUUCAGAUGCAAAUCAUUUUUUUGCCUUUUUCGUUUUGUAAAAGCUUGAGUGCUAAAAGUGGAUAUUUUUUUAAUGGAACUGAAGAAUUGUAUGUAAUUUGAACGCUAACACAAAGAUAACCAACCAAACACCUUAUGCUCUGAUGCCAAGGAGACAAGUUCAUUUGUGCCUGUAGUACAAAGAGACCAGUGUACUUUAGUGCCUGUCUGCAGUUCUGCUUACUUUAGUUAAUAAACCGGACAUUUAACCUUUUACUCGUCUGUUUAGGUAAUCAUUCAUUACCUUGAACAUGCAACACCAGUAACCAUGUGAAAAGAAGUUUAAGAUUCAAGACUUGAGGAUAACACUUGUAUUAAGAAUUGUUUGUAUCAUGUGCAUAACUACUGUAAACAUUUAAUCAAUAAAAUAAGAAUUGUGUAUAUUUUAAAACACUUUAUGACAUUGUUUUAAAAACUAGAAAUUGUAAAUGUACAAUAAAAUAAGCGUGCAUGCUU